AUGAGCUCAGUGAAACUCUGCUCUGUAAAGCUGAACGAUGGGUUCUUCAUGCCCAUGCUGGGAUUUGGCACCUCUGCUCCUAAUAAGGUUGCUAAGAGUGAGGUGGAAGAGGCUGUCGUGAGAGCAAUCGAUGUAGGCUACCGCCAUUUUGACUCCGCUUACUUGUAUCUAAAUGAAGAAGAGAUUGGGAGGGCCAUCCGGAAGAAGAUCGCUGAUGGCUCUGUGAAGAGAGAGGACAUAUUCUACACUUCAAAGGUGUGGGGAACCUUCUUACGUCCAGAAUUGGUUCGAACCAGCUUGGAAAUAUCGCUGAGGAAACUUCAGUUGAGCUAUGUGGAUCUUUAUCUUAUUCAUAUCCCAAUACCUUUGAAGCCUGGGGAAGAGCUCUUCCCAAAGGACGAACACGGAGAACUCAUUUUCGACACAGUGGAUCUCUGUGCCACGUGGGAGGCCAUGGAGAAGUGUAAGCAUUCAGGGCUGGCCAAGUCCAUCGGGGUGUCCAACUUCAACCGCAAGCAGCUGGAGAGGAUCCUGGACAAGCCCGGCCUCAAGUACAAGCCCGUGUGCAACCAGGUGGAGUGUCACCCUUACCUCAACCAGAGCAAACUGCUGGAGUUCUGCAAGUCCCAGGACAUCGUCUUGACUGCGUACGCGGCCUUGGGGUCCAACUCAGGGAAGGAAUGGCUGAGCAAGAACAACCCAGUUCUCCUGGAGGAUCCAGUGCUCAGUGCCAUUGCUGCAAGGCACCGGCGAACCCCAGCCCAGGUGGCCCUGCGUUACCAGCUGCAGCGGGGGGUGGUGGCCCUGGCCAAGAGCUUCAAUGAGGAGAGAAUGCGGGAGAACUUCCAGGUUCUGGAUUUCCAGUUGACACCAGAGGACAUGGAAAGUCUAGACAGUCUAAACAGGAACAUUCGCUAUUUUGUGGAUCCUUUAUUUAGCCGUCAUCCGGAUUUCCCAUUUUCUGAUGAGUGUUAA
This is a messenger RNA of Puma concolor (puma), 975 nucleotides long. RefSeq names its product aldo-keto reductase family 1 member C3-like. Gene Ontology annotation, molecular function: oxidoreductase activity. NCBI's taxonomy places the organism in Eukaryota, Metazoa, Chordata, Mammalia, Carnivora, Felidae. The record is from RefSeq and is a predicted model, not a curated record.